Dermochelys coriacea (leatherback sea turtle) is the source of this 8576-nucleotide messenger RNA. It is a transcript of the gene TRIP12, whose product is annotated as thyroid hormone receptor interactor 12. Gene Ontology annotation, biological process: protein polyubiquitination; proteasome-mediated ubiquitin-dependent protein catabolic process; DNA damage response. Gene Ontology annotation, molecular function: zinc ion binding; ubiquitin protein ligase activity. The record is from RefSeq and is a predicted model, not a curated record. The coding region runs from base 371 to 6556 and encodes 2061 amino acids. Lineage: Eukaryota; Metazoa; Chordata; Testudines; Dermochelyidae. Gene Ontology annotation, cellular component: nuclear speck. The transcript has 42 exons.
AGGAUACCGCUCGGUAGGCCAAGAAACGCCUGGCAGCGCAGGGAAGCAGGACGAGCAAACCGCCGGUCUGGGGGCUUCGCGGGGGGCGGCCAGCCGGGCAGGGGGAGCGCCUUUAAGCAGGGGGGGACGGGCAGGGGCUGCGGGCCCCGUUGGGGGGGUAAAGUAGUCCCCAGCCUCCCCCUGUGCCACUGGAAGGGGUUCGGCUGCGGAGGCGGACGGCGCGCUCGUCGGUGCUGCGGCUUCAGCUGAUAAUUGAAGGGAAGGGAAGCUGCUGCUGGGGUGGCACGGAGCGUCUGCGGAGGCCGCAUCGGGACAAACUAGUGAAUGGUAGUGUCUAGAAAGGGUAUGUCCCUUCAGGAGAGAGGUGCCAAUGUCCAACCGGCCUAAUAACAAUCCAGGGGGGUCACUGCGACGUUCACAGAGGAACACUGCCGGGGCCCAACCACAAGACGACACAGUAGGAGGAAGGUCACAUUUAGGGCAGGCAAAACAUAAGGCACAUAGCCCUCCUGAGAGUAAAAAAUCUAUUUCAAAGACACCCAAAGUGCAGUCUAAUACUACUUCUGAGCAGUCCACGGGACACUUUUCUAAAAGAGGCUGUAGUUCAUCUGCAGUUAUAAUACCACAAGAAGACCCAGACAAAGUCAGUACUUCAGAAAGGCAAAAAACGGGGCAGGUGCCUAAGAGAGACAAUUCUCGAGGAGUGAAACGCAGUGCUAGCCCAGAUUAUAACAGGACCAAUUCCCCUAGUUCUGCUAAAAAACCCAGAGCACUUCAAUAUACUGAAACUUUCUCGGAAACAAACAAGCCACAUACUAAAUCUAAGAAAAGACCCUUAGACCAAGAACAGCAGUCGAAAUCUGCACAAUUGCCAUCAACGAGCAAGGCUCAUACCAGAAAGGGUGGAGCUACCGGUAGCUCCCGAAGUCAGAAAAGGAAAAGGACAGAGAGUUCAUCUUGUAUAAAGAGUGGUACAGCAGUUGAAUCAACUGGCGUUGAAGAGAGGUCUGCAAAACCCAGCAAACUGGCUUCAAAAUCAGCGACCUCAGCCAAAGCUGGGUGUAGCAACAUCACUGAUUCAUCGUCUUCAGCUUCUACAUCCUCCUCCUCUUCUGCUGUUGCCUCUGUUUCUUCCACUGUUCCUCAGGGUGCCAGAGUAAAACAAGGAAAAGACCAGAGCAAGGCAAGGCGUUCCCGUUCUGCAUCUAGUCCCAGUCCCAGAAGGAGUAGCCGAGAUAAAGAACCAAGUAAAACAGGUGGCUCUUCAAAGUUUGACUGGGCCGCUCGCUUCAGCCCAAAAGUUAGCCUGCCUAAAACAAAACUGUCUCUACCAGGCUCCUCAAAGUCAGAGACCUCAAAACCUGGACCUUCAGGAUUACAGGCUAAACUAGCAAGUUUAAGAAAAUCUACGAAGAAGCGCAGCGAAUCACCACCUGCAGAGCUCCCCAGUUUGCGGCGGAGCACACGGCAAAAGACCACGGGCUCCUGUGCUAGUACGAGUCGGCGAGGCUCUGGCCUGGGCAAAAGAGGAGCAGCUGAAGCUCGCCGACAGGAAAAAAUGGCUGAUCCUGAUAACAACCAGGAUGGAGUUAAUUCUUCAGCUGCACGUACAGAUGAGGCUCCACAAGGAGCAGCAGCAUCUAGUUCUGUUGCGGGGGCUGUAGGCAUGACCACUUCUGGAGAAAGUGAGUCAGAUGAUUCUGAGAUGGGAAGGCUACAAGCUCUGUUAGAGGCUAGGGGUCUUCCUCCUCACCUAUUUGGCCCUCUUGGUCCUCGGAUGUCACAGCUUUUCCACAGGACAAUUGGAAGUGGAGCUAGUUCUAAAGCCCAACAGCUUCUUCAGGGGCUCCAAGCCACUGAUGAAAGUCAGCAGCUACAGGCAGUAAUUGAGAUGUGUCAGUUGUUGGUCAUGGGGAAUGAAGAAACAUUAGGUGGAUUUCCAGUCAAAAGUGUUGUACCAGCUUUGAUAACAUUGCUGCAGAUGGAGCACAACUUUGAUAUUAUGAACCAUGCUUGUCGAGCCUUAACCUACAUGAUGGAAGCACUUCCCAGAUCAUCUGCUGUAGUGGUAGAUGCAAUUCCUGUCUUUUUGGAAAAGCUGCAAGUUAUUCAGUGUAUUGAUGUGGCAGAGCAGGCAUUGACUGCCCUGGAGAUGUUAUCACGCAGACAUAGUAAAGCUAUUCUGCAGGCAGGUGGAUUGGCAGACUGUCUGCUGUAUCUGGAGUUCUUCAGCAUAAAUGCCCAGAGGAAUGCACUAGCUAUUGCUGCCAACUGCUGCCAGAGCAUCACACCUGAUGAGUUUCACUUUGUUGCAGAUUCUCUGCCACUGCUUACACAAAGGCUAACCCAUCAGGACAAAAAGUCAGUAGAAAGCACUUGUCUCUGUUUUGCACGGCUGGUGGACAACUUCCAACAUGAGGAGAAUUUGCUUCAGCAGGUUGCCUCUAAGGAUUUGCUCACAAAUAUUCAGCAACUCUUGGUAGUGACUCCUCCCAUCCUGAGCUCAGGAAUGUUCAUCAUGGUGGUGCGCAUGUUUUCCUUAAUGUGCUCCAAUUGUCCUACGCUAGCAGUUCAACUUAUGAAGCAAAAUAUUGCAGAAACACUUCACUUCCUUCUUUGUGGAGCCUCAAAUGGGAGUUGUCAAGAACAAAUUGAUCUUGUUCCACGAAGUCCUCAAGAACUUUAUGAGCUUACUUCUCUUAUAUGUGAACUGAUGCCUUGCCUGCCUAAAGAAGGAAUCUUUGCUGUUGAUACUAUGCUAAAGAAAGGAAAUGCACAAAACACAGAUGGGGCAAUUUGGCAGUGGCGAGAUGACAGGGGUCUGUGGCAUCCCUACAACAGGAUUGAUAGCCGGAUAAUUGAGGCAGCUCAUCAGGUUGGGGAGGAUGAGAUAAGUCUGUCUACCCUGGGACGUGUUUAUACUAUUGACUUCAAUUCUAUGCAGCAAAUCAAUGAAGACACUGGAACAGCACGUGCUAUUCAGAGAAAACCUAACCCCUUAGCCAAUAGUAAUGCCAGUGGACAUUCAGAACUAAAGAAGGAUGAUGCUCGAGCACAGCUAAUGAAAGAGGACCCAGAACUGGCUAAAUCCUUUAUUAAAACAUUGUUUGGUGUUCUUUAUGAAGUGUACAGCUCUUCCGCUGGACCUGCUGUUAGACACAAGUGCCUUAGAGCAAUUCUUAGGAUAAUUUAUUUUGCUGAUGCUGAACUUCUGAAGGAUGUGCUGAAAAAUCAUGCCGUUUCAAGUCAUAUUGCCUCCAUGCUGUCAAGUCAAGACCUUAAGAUAGUAGUUGGAGCCCUUCAGAUGGCAGAGAUCUUAAUGCAAAAAUUACCUGACAUUUUUAGUGUUUACUUCAGAAGAGAAGGGGUGAUGCACCAAGUGAAAAAUCUAGCAGAAUCUGAGGCUUUGCUGACGAGCCCACCAAAAGCAUGCACUAAUGGAUCAGGAACUCUGGGUACCACUACAACAAUAAGCACUGGGACAGCCACCUCUGCCAGUAAUGCAACUGCAGAUUUGGGGUCUCCCAGCUUACAACACAGCCGGGAAGACUCUCUGGAUCUGAGUCCACAGGGCCGACUAAGUGAUGUUUUAAAGAGAAAACGACUGCCAAAACGUGGGCCCAGAAGGCCGAAGUAUUCACCUCCAAGAGAUGACGACAAAGUAGACAAUCAAGCUAAAAGCCCUACAACUACUCAGUCUCCUAAAUCUUCCUUCUUGGCAAGCUUGAAUCCUAAAACUUGGGGGAGAUUAAGCACACAGUCCAAUAGCAACAACAUUGAACCAGCACGCACAGCAGGAGUCAGUGGUCUUGCAAGGGCUGCCUCAAAGGAUACCAUAUCCAACAACAGAGAGAAAAUUAAGGGUUGGAUUAAGGAACAAGCCCAUAAAUUUGUGGAGCGUUAUUUUAACUCUGAGAACAUGGAUGGAAGCAAUCCUGCACUAAAUGUAUUACAGAGACUUUGCACUGCAACUGAACAACUCAACCUCCAGGUGGAUGGUGGAGCUGAGUGCCUUGUAGAAAUCCGUAGCAUAGUCUCUGAGUCUGAUGUCUCCUCGUUCGAAAUCCAGCAUAGUGGGUUUGUUAAACAGCUGUUGCUUUACUUGACAUCUAAAAGUGAAAAAGAUGCUGUAAGCAGGGAUGUCAGAUUAAAAAGGUUCCUUCGUGUGUUUUUUUCUUCUCCACCUCCUGAAGAAGAAUCUCUUGGAAGAUUAGAGCCAGUAGGAAAUGCACCCUUGUUGGCAUUAGUCCAUAAAAUGAACAACUGUCUCAGUCAGAUGGAGCAGUUUCCUGUCAAAGUGCAUGAUUUUCCAAGUGGAAAUGGAACAGGGAGCAGAGGAUCCCAAGCUUUAAAAUUUUUCAACACACAUCAAUUAAAAUGCCAGCUGCAAAGACAUCCAGAUUGUGCUAACGUGAAACAGUGGAAGGGUGGACCUGUGAAGAUAGAUCCCCUGGCUUUGGUGCAAGCCAUUGAAAGAUACCUUGUAGUUAGAGGAUAUGGAAGAGUGAGAGAAGAUGAUGAGGACAGUGAUGAUGAUGGAUCAGAUGAAGAAAUAGAUGAAUCUUUGGCUGCUCAGUUCUUAAAUUCAGGGAAUGUGAGGCACAGACUGCAGUUUUACAUUGGAGAUCACUUGCUGCCAUAUAAUAUGACUGUGUAUCAAGCAGUUAGACAGUUCAGUUUACAAGCUGAAGAGGAGAGGGAAUCCACAGAUGAUGAAAGCAACCCUUUGGGAAGAGCUGGAAUUUGGACUAAGACGCACACUAUAUGGUACAAACCAGUGCGAGAGGAUGAAGAUGGUAAUAAGGACUGUGUUGGUGGUAAAAGAGGAAGGGCACAAACUGCUCCCACAAAAACUUCCCCUAGAAAUUCAAAAAAGCAUGAUGAGUUGUGGCAUGAUGGUGUGUGCCCUUCGGUGUCAAAUCCUUUAGAAGUUUACCUUGUAUUUACACCACCUGAAAAUAUAACAUUUGAAGACCCCUCGUUAGAUGUUAUCCUCCUUUUGAGAGUUUUACAUGCUAUCAGUCGAUAUUGGUAUUACCUGUAUGAAAAUGCAGUUUGCAAGGAGAUUAUUCCCACCACAGAAUUUAUCAACAGUAAACUGACAGCAAAAGCUAACAGGCAGCUUCAGGAUCCUUUGGUAAUCAUGACGGGAAACAUACCAACUUGGCUGACAGAGCUUGGAAAAACAUGCCCAUUUUUCUUUCCAUUUGACACCCGGCAAAUGCUAUUUUAUGUAACUGCUUUUGAUCGAGAUCGAGCAAUGCAGAGAUUACUAGAUACCAAUCCAGAAAUCAAUCAGUCCGAUUCUCAGGACAGCAGAGUGGCGCCGCGACUGGACAGGAAAAAACGCACUGUGAAUAGAGAAGAGCUGUUGAAACAGGCAGAAUCUGUGAUGCAAGAUCUAGGCAGUUCGAGAGCUAUGUUGGAAAUCCAGUAUGAGAAUGAAGUUGGCACAGGUCUAGGACCUACACUGGAGUUUUAUGCACUUGUAUCUCAGGAACUACAGAGAGCAGACUUAGGCCUCUGGAGAGGAGAAGAAGUAACUCUAUCCAAUCCAAAAGGAAGUCAAGAAGGCACAAAGUAUAUUCAUAAUCUCCAAGGCCUAUUUGCUCUUCCUUUUGGUAGAACAGCUAAACCAGCUCACAUUGCAAAGGUUAAAAUGAAGUUCCGUUUUCUGGGAAAACUAAUGGCUAAAGCGAUCAUGGAUUUCAGAUUGGUGGACCUUCCCCUUGGCCUUCCUUUUUACAAAUGGAUGUUACGACAGGAAACUUCCUUAACUUCACACGACUUGUUUAAUAUCGAUCCAGUGGUAGCUAGAUCAGUAUAUCAUCUUGAAGAUAUAGUGAGACAGAAGAAAAGACUUGAACAGGACAAAUCACAGACCAAAGAAAGUUUACAGUAUGCAUUGGAGACCCUCAAUAUGAAUGGCUGCUCAGUGGAAGAUCUAGGACUGGAUUUCACAUUACCUGGGUUUCCCAAUAUAGAGCUGAAAAAAGGGGGAAAAGAUAUACCUGUCACCAUCCACAAUUUAGAAGAGUAUCUCAGACUGGUUAUAUUCUGGGCACUAAAUGAAGGUGUUUCCAGACAAUUUGACUCAUUCAGAGAUGGAUUUGAAUCAGUCUUCCCCCUCAGUCAUCUUCAGUACUUCUAUCCUGAAGAGUUGGAUCAGCUCCUGUGUGGCAGUAAAACAGACACUUGGGAUGCAAAGACAUUAAUGGAAUGCUGCAGGCCAGAUCAUGGUUAUACACAUGACAGUCGAGCUGUGAAGUACCUGUUUGAAAUUCUUAGUAGUCUUGAUAGUGAGCAACAAAGACUAUUUCUCCAAUUUGUGACCGGUAGCCCUAGACUGCCAGUAGGAGGCUUUCGAAGUUUGAAUCCUCCACUGACAAUUGUACGCAAGACAUUUGAGUCUACAGAAAAUCCAGAUGACUUCUUGCCCUCAGUAAUGACUUGUGUGAAUUAUCUCAAAUUGCCGGACUAUUCAAGUAUUGAGAUAAUGCGUGAAAAACUCUUGAUAGCUGCAAGAGAAGGGCAGCAGUCAUUCCAUCUUUCCUGAUCACAAUGAAAAAUGCAAUGUCUGCCUGUUACAGCAAAGAGAAAAUCAUGAUUCUUUUCUAAAUGUAUCACCUGAGUCAAGGAAACGUGUUUCGCCUUCUUGUUGUAGAAAAACGGCUUGCAGAUUAUAAACAAAGACACUUGGUUGAUAUUCAUUAAAGGCCCAAUGGACUUAAAGUGAUCAGGCCCUAAAAAAGUUGUUGUGACAAGGUUUCUUUAGCAAGUUCUUGUUUAAAUUAUCAUUUAUUUGAUGAGUGAAGUUUUUAACUUGCUUUGCUGUGUGAAAUUUAAAAAAGGGAUGUUUUUCCAGGCUGGAACAAUAAAUGUCGCUGUGCAGUUUAAUAUCGGGCUGUGUGUAUCCAUCUAGCUAAGUCUGCAGUUUUUUCCUCCAAAGACAAGUUUUGUACAUAAGUACAGAAAUUAAAAUACACAUGUAUUUGACAAAUCUAGUUUAGUAGACUAGUUCUGUGUCCCUUCACAUGCCUCUGAUUUUUCCCUUCCUCUUGUAUUGUCUGAUGUGCAAUUCACUUGGUUCUUUUUUGUGUGCAACACAACAAUUGUUACAUUUUGGUUCACAUGGGCAUUCAUUGCUCCAUGUUUUCUCUCAAAUUAAGAUAUAAUUUAAAUUUUACUGAAUUAAAAAUAUAUAUUGUCAAUAUAAUUCAGCCUUUGUAAUUAGGUAGAGCUUAGUUUUAACGUAGUAGUAGGAUAUAUUGGCUACAGUCUUUACCAGAUGACACUCUAGAACUGUUUACACAGUGAUUCAGACAACAAAAGCCUCUUACCCAGAGGCUGGGAAGAAUUCCUUUCUUCUGUGUAGUUGAAAAAUCAACAGAUUGGGCUGGCCAUUAUUUAUUAUUAUAAGGCCAGAACAUUUCAAAUUGAUGUAUAGUUUUUUAAAAGACAAAUUAGCAGUUUUAUUCCCUGUUCAAGUAAACAAAAAUUUCUUAUUCUUGGCUUAAGUUCAUGUUUACUUUUCUAGCCUCCCUCUUUGCCCCCCCAGUGCUAGCUUGGAACAAACAGUUCAGCCUUUGUCUUUUGACACAGAUAAAGCACCUGUAAGCAAUGCUCUGUCCAACUGUUUUAUGUGCUGAUUUCUCAAAUCUGCAAUAAUUUACUUCAUCAGGUUAAUGUUUUUACCUGAAUAUAAAUAAAAAAGUUUGCUUCACCUUUUUGUUCAUAGUUUUGUACUGUAUGCAUAAGUUCAAUUGUGUAAAUUAUUUCAACACAAGUAAAUCAUCUUAAAUCUCCUUGGCUAACAGCCCACAUGUUGUGGAUGAUUUACUAUUAAAAGAAGAGUUUGUAAGAUCUGCUAUUUAACUUAGAUAAUGGUGGAUAAAGAGGAAGGAAAAAAUUUCCUUUCUAUGGGGUUCAAAAACAAAUGGACUAUUCUAAACAUUCUUGAGAUGCACAUGCUAUAGUUCAUCUCUAUGAAAAUCUGAUAAAUAGCUAAUUACUUUAUUCAACUUUGAGAAAUCAAAAUUAAUUUUUCAGUGCAUAGCAAUUGUUGAAAAUUCUGGUUAAUCAGUUAAAAUUUCCCCUAAACGAAUAAUUUUUUUUAUAUAGCUGAAGAACUUGUACUUUGAAAAAAUGUAUUUCAAUACAUGUAACUGACAUUCUUUACCGUUAACAUUCACAGAAUUACAUGUGGUUGCUCAUACCAGGUGCCACAGAACUGUAAUGCGAACUUGUCAUGAGCAGUCGAAUGUGAAAUCAUUGCACAAAGAAUCUGAUAACUGAGCAGUUUAACUAUCAUAUUAAAACUGAAUGAAGGCGCUUCACACUGUACAUAUAAUAUUGGUAGUGCAGAAUGUGGCAAAGAUUUCAUAAAAGUUAAAGGCAGUGUUUAAAUGGACUGGUGUUUAAAAUUGUUCUGAAAACUUGAUCAAACUGAGCACAAAGAUGCGUGUUUAUAGUGUGUGGAUAGCAACUUGUUCAUUUUUUAAGGUUCUAUAUUUUAAAAAAAAACUGACUUGUGUAAAAAUCUAAUAUUUUGUAUUAAAAUAUCAUCUGUAUUGAUA